AUGGAGCCGGCCCGGGAGCCCCCAGCGCGGACCCGGCCGCCGCCGCCCCCAGCCGCCCGCCCCGCGCCCGCCCCCGCCGCGCCCAGGCUGCGCUCGCCCGCCGAGGCCGAGGGCCGCGGCCCCGAGGGGCUGCUGCGGCGAUCGGGGUCGGGCUAUGAGGGCAGCACCAGCUGGAAGGCGGCCUUGGAGGACACCACCACACGUCUCCUGCUGGGGGCCAUCGCGGUCCUUCUAUUUGCCAUCCUGGUGGUGAUGAGCAUCUUGGCUUCCAAGGGCUGUAUCAAGUGCGAGGCGCCCUGCCCGGAGGACUGGCUGCUCUACGGAAGGAAAUGCUACUUCUUUUCUGAGGAGCCGAGGGACUGGAACACGGGCAGACAGUAUUGCCAUACUCACGAGGCCGCGCUGGCCGUGAUCCAAAGCCAGAAGGAGCUGGAGUUUAUGUUCAAGUUCACACGGAGGGAGCCCUGGAUUGGUCUGCGCAGAGUCGGGGACGAAUUCCACUGGGUCAAUGGGGACCCGUUUGACCCGGACACAUUCCCCAUCUCAGGCCUGGGAGAGUGUGUCUUUGUGGAGCCCACCAGGCUGGUGUCAACGGAGUGUCUGAUGACCCGGCCCUGGGUGUGCAGCAAGAUGGCCUACACAUGAGGUGGGUCAGGCCAGAGGCGGCCCUCCAGCCAGGCUCCAAGACCGGCCUGCCCCGCUCCUCUCCAAGGCGAAGCAGUGAGGAGGGUGCCCUCCACCCCCGGCCACUGUUCCAGGUCCCACAGCCCUGGUUCCUGGUCUCCUUGGCCCCAGGCAGGUCCUGUGGCUCAGCCGUCAAAUCCCACAUGCUCAGUAGUGUAGGCAUCCCACCCCCCCACACACAUGCACACAUGCACACACACAGACGCAUGCGUAGGCAUGCACAGCCCCUCCUCAAGGUCAGAGUCCACUCUUAGUCACCCCAAGUCCCUCCCUGGGCCCGCGCUGGAACAUGUCUCCCCCACGCGGCCCUGGUGCUUGGAGGAAGGGUGGGCGCUGACACGGAUUGCAUCACUGUCUGCAUAAUCAUUUCUCCCCUGGGUGCUGGGGAGGCAGGGAGGGCGGGCUUCCUGGCACGGGGGCCCCUCCACCACCCUCUUCGUCCGGCCCGGGGUUCUCAGGCAGGCCCCUGCUGUGUCUGGGGUGCUGUUGUGUUGGUCACUGACAGAAUAAAGAAAUGACUGGCGUCCAGA
Zalophus californianus (California sea lion) is the source of this 1214-nucleotide messenger RNA. RefSeq names its product C-type lectin domain family 2 member L (gene CLEC2L). The transcript has 5 exons. The record is from RefSeq and is a predicted model, not a curated record. The coding region runs from base 1 to 645 and encodes 214 amino acids. NCBI's taxonomy places the organism in Eukaryota, Metazoa, Chordata, Mammalia, Carnivora, Otariidae.